This is a messenger RNA of Ctenopharyngodon idella (grass carp), 3449 nucleotides long. RefSeq names its product relaxin family peptide receptor 2, like (gene rxfp2l). Gene Ontology annotation, molecular function: protein binding; G protein-coupled receptor activity. NCBI's taxonomy places the organism in Eukaryota, Metazoa, Chordata, Actinopteri, Cypriniformes, Xenocyprididae. The record is from RefSeq and is a predicted model, not a curated record. Gene Ontology annotation, biological process: G protein-coupled receptor signaling pathway. Gene Ontology annotation, cellular component: membrane. Bases 588 to 2594 code for a protein of 668 amino acids. The transcript has 18 exons.
GAACUCCAGAAGAGUACCAAAGGGACAACAACAACAUUAGCACACAUUUCAGUUUGGCAUCAUUACUGCACAUUAAAGCAACACCAUGGAACUUUUGGCACUCUAGCGGUUAAUAAACAAAACUGCAUGCGUCUUGCGAAAGAAUACUGUAACUGGAACUACUUCUCUCUGUUUAUGUAUAUGAUGAGUCAUGCAGAUACUGGGCUACUCUGCAGCGGUGCCGACCUGACCGGUCUAAAAUAGUCUGAAUAUAAACACUUAUUAUAUUUGUACCAUAGUGAUACAGGAUAAGACAAAAACACGGUUUGGAAAAUGGAUUCAUGAUGUACUUGCUCAUUAUAUACAUUUUGUAAAAUCUGAACACAAAAAGUUACACAGUGCAGCUUUAACGCAUGAGCAGGGGUGCAAAUAAGUAGUACGCAGGUGCGCAUGCGCAGUAAAAAAAAAAAACCAAAAAAAACGAUGCGCACCAGAAAACAUGGAGGGAAGCGCUUUUGAGUACCAACAUUUUUGAGGACCGGUUCACAGGGACACGUUUACAUACUGGAGUAGUAUUUUUCUCCAUCUCUGAUUCUUCAGGUUCUGAUAUGUGUCCAUUGGGUCAGUUUCCGUGUGGGAAUCUGUCGGUGUGUUUGCCUCAACCUCAGCACUGCAACGGGCAGCAGGACUGUCCUAACGGAGCGGAUGAAGAGAACUGCGUGGAUAACAGUGGUUGGCCCCAUCUGUUUGAUGCAUUCAUGAAAACAAGGGUCCAGGAGUCGAAAGAAUGCAUGUUAGAUGUCUAUCCAGAUGUGUGUCAUUGUGAGGGUCGGAAGGUGAACUGUAAUGGCAAAAACCUCCUCCAUGUACCUGCUGUGUCAUCUAAUGUAACUGCACUAGAGCUGAACAGUAACAGAAUUGAAUCUCUCUCUCGUGAUCUGUUCAUCCGCUAUAGACACCUGGAGAGACUACAUUUGGAAAGUAACAGUAUAGAAAUUAUCUCCAAGAGGGCGUUUUCAGGACUGAUCUCUUUGCGUAAACUUUUUUUGAGUCAAAAUAGGAUUGCGUCUCUAAAAGCUGGAAUAUUUGGUGACCUCAGCAGUCUGGAGUGGCUGAUUCUGGACGAGAACAGAAUAUCAUCCCUGCGUCAAAAGUCUUUUGAAGGCCUGAAAUCAUUAUUUUUCCUGUCUUUAUUAAAUAACUCUGUUGAACAGUUUCCUAAAACCUCGAUUUGCCUUGAGAUGCCCCGUCUGAACUGGUUGGAAAUGGAGGGUAAUAGAAUUUCAUCUCUCUGGGCAUCAAGUUUUAAGAAUUGCUCCUCUCUCACUGUCUUAGCAUUGAGGAGAAACCACAUCAGCACCAUUGAGGAGGGAACAUUUGCAGACAUGCAAAGAUUGAUAGACCUAGACGUGUCUGUGAACCAGAUUAAAGACCUGCCUCCAUCUCUGUUCCAGAACCUCCAGAACCUCAAACAGCUGAAUAUCUCUAACAAUCCCCUGGAACACAUAUACAGCAAUCAAUUUGCCAGUUUGGUGAAUCUGCAGUCACUGAGUAUGGAAGAGGUGGAGAUUCCCAACAUCAGUAUCAGGAUGUUCCGGCCCCUAACUAACCUCACUCACAUUUAUUUUAAGCGUUUUGAAUUCUGUGGAUAUUCUCCCAACGUGCGGAGCUGCAAGCCAAACACAGACGGAAUCUCGUCCUUUGAGAAUCUGCUAGCAAACAUCAUUCUGCGCGUGUUUGUCUGGGUCGUCGCCUUCAUCAUUUGCUUCGGAAACAUCUUCGUCAUCUGUCUGCGGUCCUGUAUUGCUUCAGAAAAUCAACAUCACACCAUGGCCAUCAAAUCCCUCUGCUGUGCAGACUGUCUAAUGGGCGUGUAUCUGCUUUUCAUCGGUGCCUUUGAUAUCAAGUAUUGCGGCGAGUACAACCGCCAUGCUCAGAUAUGGAUGGAAAGCCUGUCCUGCCAGCUGAUUGGCUCUCUGGCCAUGUUGUCCACAGAGGUAUCCGUCAUGAUGUUGACCUACAUGACAAUAGAGAAGUACCUGUGCAUCGUCUUCCCAUUCCAGCAUUACCGUGCUGGACGUAAACAGACACUCUGCUCACUGACCUUCAUCUGGCUGCUAGGAUUUAUCAUUGCCGUUAUUCCCUUCUGGGAUAAACAGACAUUUGGGAAUUUUUAUGGGCGGAACGGAGUGUGUUUCCCACUUCAUUCAGACCAGACAGAGAAACCUGGUGCCAGAUGCUAUUCUACAGCCAUCUUUCUCGGUCUGAAUCUGCUGGCUUUCGUGAUGAUCGUAUUCUCCUACUCCAGUAUGUUUUACUCUGUCCAGAAAACGGCGAAGACAGCGCGGCAGACAGUAUUUGAUCGGGAGGUGACUAUUGCAAAGCGAUUUUUCUUCAUUGUGUUCACUGAUGCCAUGUGCUGGAUCCCCAUCUUCCUCUUGAAGAUACUAUCACUGCUAAGAGUACACAUUGCAGGUACCAUCAUUCUGUGGGUGGUGAUUUUUAUCCUUCCAAUAAACAGCGCCCUGAACCCCAUCCUGUACACUAUCACAACCAGCGCUUUUCAGCAGAGACUCAAACAGUGUCUGAAAUAUCGCUGCCAGCAGACUAACUGACACAAACACACACUAUGCAUAAGCACAUGCUCUGAGAUUAAUAUUCCAUGUGGAAUAAAAUGUUAAUAGAUGACAGGAUAAUGACCACACACACACAUACACACACAAUGCUCUCAUCCUCAGCACAAGCUAAUAAGGCUUAUAAGAGCCUGCAGGGGUGAAGAAAUGAGAGCAAACACGACCACAUUAACCAGCAGACCAUCAUAAACAAUAUGUACUUAUGCAAUUAAUAUGUAAUACCAAGCCUUAUUUGAAAAACAAAGAAAUUACACGCAAACCUAAGAAACUUCAAUACUGCCAUACAGACCUGGAGCAGUGCAUGCGUACGCAGGGAAAGCCAAACUCUGCGACUGUCAGAGGAACAGGCAGAAAAGAGUUCAUGAUGGACCCGGUGGGCUGAGGAUUGGAACACUUCCGACUGAUUUAAUUGAAUUUUUGUUUGCUUGUGUGGAUGUGUAAGGAAAACAAAGAGGCAAAGACGGCAGUUGCAUACUGUCAGGAUAGAAAAUGUCCAGAGAGACCAAAAAAUAUAUGUGGAGAGAAAGGAAUGGAUAUAGAAAAGAUUUAACAAUGAAAGAUCACUCUAAAACCAAUCAUAGCACUUAAUCCGUGAAAAAUACAAAGAAAUACAGAUCAUUAUGGUGUUCACGUUGGUAUGUCAAAUGACAAAUUUGUUCCAGAUUGCUGUUAUUAAGAUUACAUGACUAUUAUUGUGCGAGUCUAUUAUUUAUGAAACUCACGGCUUUCAUUUGUCUGCUGUAAUUUGUCAGUUGUCUACAAUAUGUAAAAUGAAUGUAAAACCCAAAUAAUUCCAAUGAAUAAAUUAUAAUUACUUCAUUAUAUUUCAUUACACAA